GCCAUGUUCCCUGGCGCCUGUUCCGGUAUCGAGUCUCAGUGCGGACCGUGUCGGCUGUCGGCCCCAGCGGUGUCCCCACUCGUCGGACCCGGGCGCUCAUCCUAUCCUCAGGACAACGUUACCAGCCGCGGACUUUACACCUUUCACGUUUUUUGGACCAAUUCUUUUUGAAAAGCCGUUGAUUCGCCCCCAACCGACGUUAGUCGGCCCCGGCCUUUACACUUGAUGUGAUUUACGCGGACGGACGGCUCUGAGAACCGCGGGGCUCUGCUCGGAUUGGGACCCACAGAGGCUGCUGGCUGCUCGGCCGGAGGCAUUAUUUUCUGCUCUCCAAAAUACGGGGAGGGAGGUGUGAUUUCAUGUGAACCAUCAUCUCGAUCUCCGCCUUUUCCUUAUCGAAGCGGACGUCACGUCGUCGGUCGAGUUCCGAUCGGCCUAAACUGUGAAUCCGCGGCGUCAAUUUGAACGCGGCCGUCGUGGAAGCAUCUCGGCUCCGCCGUCCGGCGACAACCUCCGCUGCCCGCGGCAACGGAACCGUCCGACCCGCUUCCCUCCCCGGAGAGCUCAGCCAGCAGUGUGACAGAGCAGCGCCUCCGCUGCUGCAACCGACGCCGCUUCGUCUGUUUUACAAGCGCUGUAGCGCACGUACGCAUUCUAGUUGGAGUUUAAUCGAACGCGUUUUGCUCGCUCCAUCGAUUUUUAGUCGCUCAACACAACGAUUAGGGAGCUGUCGAAGUUGCUCGGCAAUCGCGGCGGAGGAGGAGUGAGGAAACUCGCGAGCCGCGCCGCGCGGGAACACCUCCUCCUUGUACUUGUUGAUCGUAGUGAAUGUAGCUCGGCAGCGCACUUUUUUUUUUUUUAUUUUUAUUAAAUCGUCGUGUUGUCUUGUUUUGUCGCGGUGCCGCGAGGAAGCAGUCGGCUCGGAAGAACCUGUAUAAAUGUGCCCUCGGUUCUGAGAGCUCUCGCGUCCCCAUUGAUCCUCCUUUCCGCGCGGAGAAACCUAACGAUGUCAGCGCGGACGCCAUUGCUGACGGUCAUUGAGAACUCGUCCAGCCAGCCAUACUCAGAUGCCAAGGCCAGUGGGCGGUCUAGCAUGUCACGAGGCCGGAACUCGUUCGCCACCACUGCAGAUGAUCAGCCACACAUCGGCAACUACCGGCUGCUAAAGACCAUUGGCAAGGGAAACUUUGCCAAGGUGAAGUUGGCCCGACAUGUACUCACAGGAAAGGAGGUUGCUGUAAAAAUCAUAGACAAGACUCAGCUUAAUUCCUCUAGUCUCCAAAAGCUUUUUCGAGAAGUGAGAAUCAUGAAGGUGUUGAAUCACCCUAAUAUAGUUAAGUUAUUUGAAGUAAUAGAGACGGAGAAGACACUGUACUUGGUUAUGGAAUAUGCCAGUGGAGGUGAAGUGUUUGAUUAUCUUGUGGCUCAUGGGAGGAUGAAAGAGAAGGAGGCCAGAGCCAAAUUCAGACAGAUUGUGUCAGCAGUGCAGUACUGUCACCAGAAGUGCAUCGUUCACAGAGACCUGAAGGCAGAGAACUUGCUCCUGGAUGGUGACAUGAACAUCAAGAUUGCGGACUUCGGCUUCAGCAAUGAGUUCACACUGGGCAACAAGCUAGACACGUUUUGUGGCAGCCCUCCCUAUGCGGCACCUGAACUUUUUCAGGGAAAGAAGUAUGAUGGUCCAGAAGUAGAUGUGUGGAGUCUGGGGGUCAUUCUCUACACACUGGUCAGUGGCUCACUGCCCUUUGAUGGCCAGAACCUCAAGGAGCUACGUGAGCGAGUACUAAGGGGAAAGUACAGAAUCCCCUUUUACAUGUCGACUGAUUGUGAGAACCUGCUGAAGAAGUUCCUCAUCCUCAACCCCACCAAGAGAGGCAGCCUAGAGCAGCAGAUAAUGAAGGACCGAUGGAUGAACGUAGGCCAUGAAGAAGAUGAACUCAAACCCUAUGUGGAACCACAGCCUGACUACAAAGACCCCAGGCGGACAGAAAUAAUGCUGCAGAUGGGUUAUUCUCAGGAUGAGAUCCAGGAUUCCCUUGUCAACCAAAAAUACAAUGAUGUCAUGGCUACAUACCUGCUGCUGGACUAUAAGACCUCAGAGGGGGAUGAAGUAUUGACAAUAAAACCCCGCCCAGGAAGUGACCUCACAAACAGCAACGUCCAGUCCCCUCCCCACAAGGUACAGCGCAGCGUCUCAUCCAACCCGAAACCUCGGCGAUCCACGGACCAAGGGUGCUCAUCAUACUCCAAGCGGUCCCAGGGGGACAGUAAGCACACUGUUGAGGAAUCAGCGAGGAAAGGUUCUGGCAGCUCCACGAAAGUCCCCCCCAGCCCUCUUACUCUUGGUGACCACACUAAAGGCACCCCCACUCCAUCCACUAACAGUAUCUUGUCCACUGGUACAAGUCGGAGUAGGAACUCGCCCCUCACAGAGAGGUCCACUCUGGGACAAGGCAUACAGAAUGGCAAGGACAGCCUGAACACCCCCGGGUCCCGUGCCUCCACCGCCUCGGCAGCUGCUGUCCUCACCUCCUCCUCCUCCUCCUCCCGCCCCCGACACCACAAGUCCCUGUCCUCCUCCGCUCACCCCAGCCCCCCCGACUUCCACGCACACCGGCCCAGCGCUGCUUCUCAGCGAGCUCCAGGAGCAUCUCCCUCUGCCCACAACAUCAGCAACGCCACAAUGGCGGACCGUACAAACUUCCCCAGAGGGGUGGCCAGCCGGAGCACUUUCCACGCCGGCCAGCAAAGGGCCACAAGGGACCAGCAGGCUUCUGCCAAUGGGCCCCCUGCCUCCCCAUCACUGUCUCAUGGGAACAGCCAACCCCGGCGUCCUGGAGCAGCAGGCAUCUUCAGCAAGUUCACUUCCAAGUUUGUGCGCAGAAAUCUCUCGUUCAGAUUCCCCAGAAGGAGCCCAUAUGAGGGAGAGGGUCGAGAUGAGGGCAGCAGGCCCAUGCUGAGCAGCAGCGGGGACAAGAGUGAGAAGGGCCCUGGCAGCAUGCUGGGCUCCACCGGCGACGAGAACAAAGACUCGCUGUCGUCGUCCUCUCCGGUGCCCGGUGGCACGCCCCCGCCCAAGGACCCCAAGCCACGCUCGCUGCGCUUCACCUGGAGCAUGAAGACCACGUCUUCCAUGGAGCCCAGCGAGAUGAUGAAGGAGAUCCGCAAGGUGCUGGACUCCAACAGCUGCGAGUACGAGCUGCGCGAGCGCUACAUGCUGCUGUGCAUGUCGGGAGACCCGUCACGGGACAAUUUUGUCCAGUGGGAGAUGGAGGUGUGUAAGCUGCCCCGCCUCUCGCUCAAUGGCGUGCGCUUCAAGCGCAUCUCGGGCACCUCCAUCGCCUUCAAGAACAUCGCCUCCAAGAUUGCGAAUGAGCUCAAGCUGUAACCCACCCCAAGAGUGAUGAACUGGGCUCUUUACACUGGAGAGGGCGAGACCCAGGAGCAGGAUCAACUGAGGCUGUGAAGCGCUACUGGCACACGCUAGGUGCGUGAGCAGAGUCCCCACCAGGAGCCGAAGAGGGGACGGGACGGGACCGACUGGCUGCCAGGUGCCAUCUGUACGCAUCGCCUGCUUGGGGGGAGGGAGUAUACUUUUGGCCCUUUAGAGACCCUUUCUUCUCGUCUUUUACCCAGAGUCCUUCAUACCUGCACCGUCACAUCUCCCCCCGUGAACGAAUUGGAACAUUUGCCCCGAUCUUUUGCCAGCUGCUUACUUUCUUCACAACUCUCACUUCUGUUUAGAAGACUGGAGUAUCAGCAGCACCAUUUGUCUUAGACCUGUUUGGCUCUCUUCACUGAAAUUGAAAAAAGCUAUUGCUAUGUGAACCAGCCCCCCCCCCACCACCACCACCAUCACCAGAGAGCUACAGUUAAAACAUGAUCCUACUUGUCUCCCGUUUGUGGGUGUCCUUUAGAUGCGGGGGAAGCGACGCCCUCGCCUGCCAAGCAUAUGCCACCGCAGAGUGCGGUUAUACCCCGAGGGCAAACUCUGAAACUCUCCAGCAUCGCAGUCGAAACCACUUCUUGACAGUUGUGCCCUAAAUGCACCCCCCCCCCCCCCCCCCCCCCCCUCAUCCAGUGGCAUUUUCUUCUACAAGGGUCCGUUACUGAACAAACUGAUUGAGGGCCAGUUGUGUAAUAAUGGAUAGAUGAACUAGACUUAUUGAGUUACUAGUUUGUUUGAAGCGCUGCACUGGAACGAGUCUUUUUUUUUUUUUUUUUUUUUGCCUUUCUGGAAAAAACUGACUAUUAUAAGUAUAAGCAAGUUGAACGACCUUCUUUUGUCAUUUUGUGUUUGUUCAGUUGGAUCUUGCCUUUGUACAAAGAAUGUAAAACUGAACGUGAGACUCCCAUCUUGCUUUCCCCAAGCCUUCCUGAAGAAAAAUAAAAUAUAAAUAGUAUCUAUAAAUAUAUAAAUAUCUGAAAUAUAUUAUCACUGGAAGAGAGAAUUUUCAUUUUGUUUAAACUUGGUUUUGUUUGUACAUUUUUGAGAAUGAGUUGGCUUGAACCAGUGUGUUUCCCUCUGCUAAAACUCCCCCCUCCCCCCCUUUCCGGUCAAAGGGGAAGGAUGGAGAAAUGGUCUCACCCCCACCCGCACUGAACUUUGGAGGGAGGAGAGACAGACAAGGCUUGUGGAUUCGCACAGUCCUUAUCACCUAUUAUUAUUAUUAUUAUUAUUAUUGUUAUUGUUGUUGCUGUUAUCACUGUUUUGAUUGAAGGGUGUAAUGUGGUGCAUGGGGGUGACAUCUCUUUUCAACCAAAAUGUUGUUGGCCUCGCAACAUAUCCUUUCCACAGUGAUUGUAUGGGUAGUUUUUAUAAAAUUGAUCUUAACUGUAAUAACGAUGAUCUGAAUUGACUAUUGCUCAUUCAUCUUGGUUUAGUGUAUUAUUGAUUCAUUUUU
This is a messenger RNA of Scleropages formosus (Asian bonytongue), 4904 nucleotides long. RefSeq names its product MAP/microtubule affinity-regulating kinase 2b (gene mark2b). Gene Ontology annotation, molecular function: tau-protein kinase activity; ATP binding. The record is from RefSeq and is a predicted model, not a curated record. Gene Ontology annotation, cellular component: cytoplasm. Lineage: Eukaryota; Metazoa; Chordata; Actinopteri; Osteoglossiformes; Osteoglossidae. Bases 1007 to 3388 code for a protein of 793 amino acids. Gene Ontology annotation, biological process: intracellular signal transduction; microtubule cytoskeleton organization; protein phosphorylation. The transcript has 19 exons.